AUGAAUUCGCUUCUCUGCCGCCUGUGCAUGUCUUGCUUCUUGCGGAAUGCGCUGAUUAGCAUUCACCCGUCGCCCCGUCAUUGUGCCACUGCAUUGACGGGUGCUGCAGGUCACGGGUCGCUGGGGCUUGUCGAUGCGGUGUGCCCCCCGGCCGGCUCCUCCGCCCAUGGCAGGGAGGAGAUGUUGAGGGAGGGGGAGAAGAGGGGGAGUGCGCGGCGGAAUGAGGAGAGUGUCAGUGGUUCACCCUACAUGGUGCAGAUCGCUGAUAGGUACGGCAUGCCUGCAGAGCUCCCACCUGGUGCGUCGCAGUCUUUUGAGGAAUUGGAGGCACUGUGCCCCAGUGGCAAACUUCGUGAGCAACUGCAGCGAUUACGGGUCUCACGGCGCUGGGAAGCAUUGACGGAGGUGCAGCGGGUCACCAUCCCCUUGAUCUUGGAUCACCGCGACCUCCUCUGCAUUGCACCAACUGCCACGGGCAAAACAUUUUGUUAUGUGUUUCCCUCCAUGCUACGUUUGUUGCUACAUGCAGGCGAGCACGAGAACGCCGCCGACGACGGUGGCAGCGAUGGGUUAGAUCGGUCGAAUGUUGAGAAGUUGCUAAAAGAAAAGAUAGCGCGGGGGGAGGUUUGCCGUUACUGUGAGCUCGGCAUGGCUGAUGUGAAGUUGUGUCCCGUGACGGGCACCCCGCACCCUCCGAUGCACGAGCUGCUGGACAAGCAGCUGCGCCCAGCGAUGCGGCUCAGUGAGUUGACCUCCGUGGCGGAGCCCCGCUUGCUUGUUCUCGUCCCCACGUCUCAGUUAGUGGCGCAGGUGUAUCAACUGUAUACUCAGCUGCAUGCUGAUUUUCGGGUAAAGUUUCUCGUGCGCGCCUCCAGCGCAGAAGAGCAAAAACGUCACUUAAAGGCGUUGGAGAGCUGUGAUGUGCUCAUCACGACGCCAGAGACCAUGCUACCCGCCCUCUACAAGCGCAAGCUGACCCUGAAGCGCGUUAGGAUGCUUGUGAUGGACGAGGUCGACGAGUUGGUCUCCGUGAACCACUUUGAGAAAUUGAAGAUUAUCCUUGGCGCCCUCCCCAAGGCACAUGAGCGGCCCCAGCGACUUUUAUUCGGGGCCUCGCUGCCUCCGGUGGCGUAUCAAAUGAUCAGGGAGCAGAUGCUGUUGCCAUCCCACCGCUUCGUCCUCGCAGACCUCAAAACUGACAAGCUUGGACACGCGCUUGUGGGUGGCAGUACCACUGUCAGUGCCGCCAUUACCCAUGUCAUCUUCAUGGUGUCGCAGGUGGAAAAGAUCAACAAACUGGCCUGGCUGUACAGCACAGGCAAGCUCAGCGCUGACCAGCGCACCCUUAUCUUCUGUAACUCGCGCCACAAUGUGGCAUACGUCUGUGAGCGGCUUCAGAAACUUGUGCCAGGUCUACACGUGACGACCCUCACCUCCCGCUCCUCAGCAACGGGGAAGGUGGGAACGCUAAAACUCUUUAGAAGCGGUGUCUCCACAUGCUUGGUGUGCACUGACAUCCUCAGUCGUGGAAUUGACUUUGAAAAGGUCGUGUACGUCGUUCACUACGAUACUCCGCUGGAAUUUGAUACAUGGAUUCACCGAAGCGGGCGCUGUGGCCGACACGGGGUGUCUGGCUACUGUUACACCUUCUUCCAGCCGGAGAGCGUCAAACUGGCAAAACCGUUGGUGGCACACCUGCGGCAAACGCGGCAGAUGAUUCCACCAAAGCUGCAGGAAUACGCGAACCAGUCGCUCGUUGACACGUUUAAGAGCUCUUUGUUUUACCACCCAACACGCUCGUACCGUUCAAGUGACCCACAGCGGCAGCAUCCUGUAAUGGGGCGCGGGGCGCCACGCUUCCCUGACUACAAACAGGACCGAUUAAAUCAAAACUUUCGCCCUCUUUAG
Messenger RNA from Trypanosoma conorhini, 1908 nucleotides. RefSeq names its product putative DEAD/DEAH box helicase. Gene Ontology annotation, biological process: maturation of SSU-rRNA. Gene Ontology annotation, cellular component: 90S preribosome. Lineage: Eukaryota; Euglenozoa; Kinetoplastea; Trypanosomatida; Trypanosomatidae. The record is from RefSeq and is a predicted model, not a curated record. Gene Ontology annotation, molecular function: ATP binding; nucleic acid binding. The transcript has a single exon. The coding region runs from base 1 to 1908 and encodes 635 amino acids.